UUUUUGCUUUCAAAAUUUUCAGCUUGAUAUCCUCUCUUCUUCUUCUUGCCUUUAAUUUUUGGGUGGUAUUUCGUAUUUAUUGUGCCAAUCUGCAAAUGGGUUGGCUCGGGUUUGUCACUCUCUAACUCCCUUUGGUCGAAAAUUAUUGUUAGGCUCACGUGGUUUGUUUUCUUGCGAGAUUAUUGUUUUUUUGGACGUUUUCAAGGUUUUGGAGCUAUUGUGGUUUAUGUCUAGAUCUGUUGAACUUCAAAUAUUUGCUGAUGCUGUGUAAAGAAUCAAUUUUUUGGGGGGUUAGAUUUCGCAUUUUGGUAUUUGGGGGUGUUGGGGAUGUGAUGAUAAGCUGAGAUUCUUGAAUUUCGACCCUCUUCAGCUGCUUCAUUUGAAGGAAAACUUACAAGGGUGCUGGGUUUUCUUUCUGUUGAACAUCAGUGAUUAAUAAUUGAGGAGAGUCAAUUCCAAUUUUCAACUGCCGUUUCGUGCAACAAAAAUGGAGAGAACGAAGAAAUUUAGGCAAGUCAGCCCAGAACGGGCCAAAGUGUGGAAAGAAAAAUCGCCCAAGUAUCAUUACAAUCACCACUACGAUCAGCAGCCGCCGCAGCACAACCAGAAGGUGCCGGUAGUUUACUAUCUAUCUCGAAAUCGACAACUCGAGCAUCCCCAUUUCAUGGAGGUCCCCCUGUCCUCUCCUGAUGGCCUUUACUUGAGAGAUGUGAUUGAGAGGCUUAAUGCGUUGAGAGGCCGAGGCAUGGCUUCGAUUUACUCCUGGUCCUGCAAGAGGAGUUACAAGAACGGAUAUGUAUGGCAUGAUCUUUGUGACGAUGAUUUGAUUCUUCCUGCUCAUGGGAAUGAGUAUAUCCUCAAGGGUUCAGAGCUCUUUGAAGAUUCCAAUUCUGGUAACUUUAGUCCCGCUGAGACUGUCAUAUUACACAAUCAGAAGGCACUUCCAGAACCACCAUCUUCAAGAAGCCAAGAGGAGUCGUCAUCUUCGUCUAGCUUGAACGACAGGACUACAAAAACUUCUCAGGAGGAUGAAUUAUCUCCUCCGGAUCAGCGUCCUUGCUCCUCAUCCGUGUCUCCUGAGUGCAGCACUGAGAAGAAUUCAUCGUGGAACGGCUCUUUGAGCCUGACCGAGUAUAAAAUCUACAAGAGUGAUGGUCUUGCUGAUGCUUCCACUCAAACCGAGGACAAUGCCAACAGAGGUGCUAGAGCCCGAGAUACUUGUAUGAGAGGCGUGUCGACUGAUGAUGGAUUAGCGGAGCCUGAAAGUAGUGGUCCUCGUCCUAGCCAAGCUCCUCGCGUGAAAGCCACUCCAGAGAUUUGCCGAGACUUUGUUUCACCACCUCCUUCUACAUCCAGCGCUUCUUCAACAAGUGGCAGGACCGAUACCUUGGAAUCUCUCAUUAGAGCUGAUGCUAGGAAGCUCAACAGCUUUAGGAUACUUGAAGAAGAGGAAUUCCGAGUGCCAUCCCAUUCUAAACUAAAGGCUUCGAAUAUGAUAAUGCAACUGAUAUCUUGUGGUUCAAUAUCUGUCAAAGAUCAUAGCUUUGGCCUUAUCCCGACCUACAAGCCAAGGUUCUCACACUCCAAAUUUCCUUCCCCGUUGUUCUCAACAUCAUUAAUGUUGGGAGAGCUUGAUUGCCUGGCAGAGAAUCCUCGUCUUAUGGGCAUGACUUUGGAGGACAAAGAGUACUUCAGUGGGAGUUUGUUAGAAAGGAAUAUGAUGAAGGAAGGGGCACCCAGUUUAAAAAGAUCAUCUUCGUUUAAUGCUGACCGCACCGAGCAACUUAAUUCUACGGAAGACAAAGAAGAGGGAGGUUCCACACGCACCAAGUGCAUCCCGAGAUCAAUUAAAGUCGCCCUAAGCAAGCAGUCGAGAUGUGAAUCAAUGCGGUCCCCUGUUUCUGAGGAACCAAGAAUCUCAUCCGACAGAGUUGGGAGUUCACGAACAUCCACACCUGCCUCAUCCAUUGGUGGGAGCAAGAGAACUACUGAGCCACUCUCAGGGAAAAAUUUAUCAAACAAACUAGAUUCUUCCAGAAAUCUUAACGACAACGUGAUCCAAAUCGAAGAAAGGCUUACUUCAGGAGCUCGGGUUAUAAUUCAGUCGAAAGUAUGUUCAGACAGCGAGGGUAGCUCAUAGUGGACGCGUACGAGACUAAGGAGAUGGAAUCAUGGAAGAAUUGACAUACUAUUCUGAAUGAAUUGUUCAUGUCAAUGGAGCAAUGGUUGAAGCCUUUUGAGGUGACUCUUCAUCUCAUGCAUAUGCAAUUUUGUUUUCCUUGAAAUGUUUUCUAGUGAAUUAAUUAUGCUGACUUUAGUGAGAACCCCCAGAUUUACACUAGGAUGGUGAGAGAAAAUUUACCUUGCAUUGUUAAGUUUAUUAUUCAAGUAUUUUUGUUCUAUU
This is a messenger RNA of Salvia miltiorrhiza (redroot sage), 2404 nucleotides long. Its product is annotated as protein SOSEKI 3-like. The record is from RefSeq and is a predicted model, not a curated record. The transcript is spliced from 6 exons. NCBI's taxonomy places the organism in Eukaryota, Viridiplantae, Streptophyta, Magnoliopsida, Lamiales, Lamiaceae. Bases 488 to 2140 code for a protein of 550 amino acids.